GUCACUCGAGGAAUAUUUAAAUUGAGUCUGGAACCCCGGUCGGCACUCGCUCAGAGCAGGCUGCCCCGACAAUGUGGACUCUCGACCAAGCGGUUUCCUUCGCUCUCCUGGUGGGGGUGGCUAUGACGUCAUCGGCGUUGGCCCACGACGCCAGCGAAACGAAGCAUCACAGCUGGGGCUUCUUCAACCACUUCUGGGGCCAACUGGGGGGGCCGAGGCCUGGGAUGUCCAUCGGAUACAGUAUCUCCGGAAGAUGCCAGAGUGCCCUGCAGUGUUGCCAGUAUGAGGUGGGUUCUCCCGAGUUCAACUGCUGCUGCAAGAGAUACGGCUGCUGCCCCUCCUGCGAGACCACUGAACCCGGCUGCUCCUGUGGAUAUUUCUGCAAGAUGAGGGGCGGCCUCUGCAGGAAGUACCGAUGCGAGGAGGGAGAGACCAUGUCCUGGUGGGGAUGCAGAGGAUACAGGUGCAGGUGCUGCAUCAGGAACGAGAUCCGGUCACCGAGGACUGCGAGGGGGCGGGCGAGUGCUGCCAGGAGGAGGCAGGCUCAGGAGCCUUCUUCAAGUGCUGCCAGAAGUACAACUGCUGCCCCGUGUGCUCAAAGCCCAAGUGCACCUUCGGCAACGAGACCUUCGAUGACGAGGUCGUACCCGAGAGCGUGCCUCCAGCUGCGGUGUGACGUCCAGACCCUGGACGAGCAGCCGUUCUACCAGCAGCAGAUCACCGAGAUAUCGCCCAACUCCUCGUGCGGUUGCUGUGAACUGGGAGGGAAGAUGUACGCCGACGGCUACCUGCUGACCCAAGACGACUACUGUUUGGCCAUCCAGUGCGUGGAGGGAGAAUGGGUCAACCAGGGCUAUAUCAACAGUGAUUGCAGAGUUUGCACAAUCCAAGACCCUCUGGCUGCUGCAGUGACCUUCGAUGGCAGUGUCAACAGUGUCUCCGAUACCAGCUGCAGCUACUCUGCGGUCCAAGAAGGCACAGGUUACAAUCCGGAUUCGUUUGUGUCCGUUGAAUUCGACCCCCAUGCAACUGUGGCCGGUUUUGUGGACAGAACGGACCUUGUAUUCAAGGACACGGGCGCGGAUCCUGUUACCUGUCCAGCGAGCGACAUACAGGGUUGCUCCUUCGGUCCCGUCACGGAGACGCCCAAGGAAAUCAAUGACGUCGGCACCCUCGCCCUCACCACGCAGCUGGGCUCCCUCACCUUCAACGCCAUCGUGGGCGUUAAUAAGAUCACGACCCUGUACACCGACAACUCGCUCCUGAUCCUCGCCCCGACCUCGAAGUACGAAGAACUAGGGGGGCUUUGCGGCGAAUACAACGGCGACCCCUCCGACGACCUGACCAUACGCGACGGGACGGUCACCACGGAUUCGGCGGCGUUCGUUACGGAUUGGAAGAUGGAUCCUACGUGUGUUAGCACUCCAGCGGCAAGAGAGCUGAAGAGCAUGACGGACUCCUGUGCCUCCCUUACGCCGCAGACUCUUUCCGAGCUAACUCUGGAAUGCGAGAACAUCAUCUCGACCUACAUGAACGUCACUGAACCGAUGAUGAAUAACUGCAAGCAAAUUCUGUGUCAGUGCGAACUAAUCGAUGUGGAAUCGUGCCUACCGUCCCUACAGGAGCUCUCGGCCACCAUAGCCCAAGUGCACAAGAAGGAGAAGAGUCCCUCCGACCUGGAGGAGCUGCUGCAAGGGUCCCUGGUCUAGGCGCCUCCUUCCAAGACCUCCGCUCGAGACGCUCUAGCCUAGGUGCCUCCGCUCUGCACAGCGUCACGGAACAGCGGCGCUUCCAGUGGGGUGCCAGCUGUUCGGUCAGAGCGGUGCCGGACAAGAGGAGGGACGCUGUUGAGGAUUUCAUUAUUGUUAUUAUCUUUAUUUUGUUUUUUAUUCAUUGUGAUUAUUAUUGUUCUUGUUAUUUUUGUUAUCUUUAUUUUCCUUAUUAUUAUCAGUUAUGUAGGAGGCACCAAGUAAGACAAUCUAUUUA
Molecule: messenger RNA, 1986 nt
Organism: Penaeus vannamei (Pacific white shrimp)
Lineage: Eukaryota; Metazoa; Arthropoda; Malacostraca; Decapoda; Penaeidae
Product: mucin-6
Cellular component (GO): extracellular matrix
Source: RefSeq, a predicted model, not a curated record